CAUACUUCGUCCAAGUUCAACAGACAAUAUCCUCCAAACCAAUAUCUUCCGGGCGUGAUCAUUCGGUAUUCGAAGAUGGCAUAUGAUACAGACGCCGCGCGCUGGCGAGCACUUACAAUUCGCGACGCCAAUGCGAACAACCAGUUCGUCUAUUCAGUCAAAUCGACACGAUGUUAUUGCAGACCGACAUGUCCAGCGCGCCUAGCACGUCGUGCCAACGUCGGAUUCUUCAAGACUCCGGCAGAGGCUGAGGCCGCGGGGUUCCGUGCUUGUAAGAGGUGCAAGCCAAACAAGUUCAUCACGAACGAUCCACAGGAAACCGCCGUUAUCAAGGCCUGCAAAAUCAUUGAGCAGGCAGUGGAUGAAGAUGACUUGAAGGCGGCCAGGCUACAAGAUCUAGCGAAGAGUGUUGGUUUGACGCCACGAUAUCUCCACAAGAUCUUCAAGGAUAAGACGAACUUGACACCAAAGGAAUACGCGAAGACGCAGAUCGUAAGAAAACACCAAGGAUCGAGUGAAGGGAGUCCUGCCACCCUGUCAGACAUUCCCUCAAUAACCGAUCCUUUCGAUCUGAGUGGGCUUGAUUUUGUCGAUCUGGACGAUCUGGAGUUAGAUCCUGCUAUGUAUCUGAAUAACUCGGUCAUGAACAGUGUAACCGAGCAGGCAUGGCCGUCUCCACAAAUGCAGGAACUCGAUGUGAACACACAAUUUUUGUAUUGGAAUGGUAUCUAUGAACCGGACAUCUUAGCUCCGGUAUCCUAUGACGCCUUCAAUAAGUCUGGCGUACAAAUGGAUGCGCUCCCCAUAAGUGCCCCGACAGCACUAAAUCUGGACGAUCCAUUCAUACCUACGAUGGCGACGAAAGCGAAUCAUGAUACGGCGUGGCUUGAAAGCCAGACGUUGCAGGUCGGACAAAUCCCGGAUUCGAUCGUGGAAACAAAUCCGACUCCAACUAGCUAGCACAGCAAACUUGAAUAGACUGAACCGUUGCUAUAUU
Messenger RNA from Aaosphaeria arxii CBS 175.79, 997 nucleotides. RefSeq lists its product as uncharacterized. The transcript has a single exon. Lineage: Eukaryota; Fungi; Ascomycota; Dothideomycetes; Pleosporales. Gene Ontology annotation, molecular function: zinc ion binding; methyltransferase activity; sequence-specific DNA binding. The record is from RefSeq and is a predicted model, not a curated record. Gene Ontology annotation, biological process: regulation of DNA-templated transcription; DNA repair. The coding region runs from base 76 to 960 and encodes 294 amino acids.